AUGGGAGGCUGCGCGAGCAAGCAAAACGAGUCUGACAUCGCCCAGCGCGAGCCUCUCCCAACUGAGUCUCCAGCUAAGCCUGAGCAGGCUCCAACUGAGGAUGAGGUUCAAGAGAAGACUACUGAUGGAGGUGAAAGUAAGAGCGAAGCGCCUUUGCUAGACCUUUCCGAGCCUAAAAAGGAGGAGGAGGAGGAGAAGAAGGACGAGAAGAGUGAGAACUCAACCGAAACCAAGGCUGCUAAUGAGGCAGAAGUUGAUGUGUCUACUACAGAAGCUGUUGGAGAUGUGAAAGUUGAGGCUGCAGAGAACAAAGCUGAGGCCACUAAUGUUGUUGAGACACCUGAGGACAACAAGGCUAAGGUUGAGGCUGUUGAGGAGAACAAGGAGGCGCCAAAGGACGAGAAAGUUGAGGUGAACAAGACCGAGAAGAAUGUUGUUGCAGCGGCUCCAGCCUCAGAGGACAAGGCUAAUGCAUCUCUUGUCACUCUCUAA
Molecule: messenger RNA, 492 nt
Organism: Humulus lupulus (European hop)
Lineage: Eukaryota; Viridiplantae; Streptophyta; Magnoliopsida; Rosales; Cannabaceae
Product: cytosolic calcium-binding protein 2
Exons: 2
Coding region: 1-492 (163 amino acids)
Source: RefSeq, a predicted model, not a curated record